Messenger RNA from Poeciliopsis prolifica (blackstripe livebearer), 8323 nucleotides. RefSeq names its product leukocyte receptor tyrosine kinase (gene ltk). Gene Ontology annotation, biological process: regulation of cell population proliferation; positive regulation of kinase activity; regulation of neuron differentiation. Gene Ontology annotation, cellular component: signaling receptor complex; membrane. Lineage: Eukaryota; Metazoa; Chordata; Actinopteri; Cyprinodontiformes; Poeciliidae. Bases 621 to 5141 code for a protein of 1506 amino acids. The transcript has 29 exons. Gene Ontology annotation, molecular function: protein binding; transmembrane receptor protein tyrosine kinase activity; ATP binding. The record is from RefSeq and is a predicted model, not a curated record.
CCCACCAUGGAAAAGACGGUUAGAGGCUAAAAUCAAGGUAACAAGGAGGGAAGUGAGCCAACUGUCAGAGCUCCACAAGGGUACAAUGAAAAGACCAGUACCCAGAAAGUACAGGCAGAUGCCCAUACCUGAACCACUUGAAACUGCCAAACAGAGGCUCCAAGCCUUGGCCAGCUGCCUAAAGAGAUACACAAGGGAGAAUGAAUCCAGAAGGAUUAACCGGCUCUUCUCCACUCACCAGCUAAGGUGUACUCUCAAUGGCAGGGUAAUAACAACAGAGCAGACCCACCAAGGCUGGAGACUGAACAAUACUGGAAAGGCAUAUGGGAAAGGGAGGCGUCCCACAACAGCAAUGCACAGUGGCUGAUCUCUCUACGAGAGGACCACAGCAACCUCCCUGAGCAAGCCCCGGUAACCAUCACUGUGACAGAUGUUGAAGAAAGAGUCUCAGGUAUGAAAAACUGGACAGCACCAGGGCCUGACAUGAUCCAUGCCUACUGGCUAAAGAAACUCACUGCUCUCCAUGAGCGACUGGCAGCCCAAAUGAACCAGCUGCUACAAAGUGGGAUUCACCCUGAAUGGUUAACUGAAGGACGGACAAUCCUAAUCCAGAAGGGUCCAUGAAAGGGUCCAGUCUCACCCAACUACCGACCAAUAACCUGCCUCUCCACAACCUGGAAGCUCAUGUCAGGCAUCAUAGCGGCCAAGUAAGCAACACCUGGCAGAUGUUUUCUUACACGUUUGAUGAGUUUCUGCCUCACCUGGAGGAUGACACCCAAAUUACCUCUUGUGAUUUUGAGUCGUUGUGCUACUGGACUUUCACAUACAACACUCACAGCGACUGGUCAGUGGUUUCACCUCAGCAGCUCAAAGGCACUAAGGCCAGGACGACGCCUGAAAUCGAUCACUCUCUGGGCCAAUCUGAUGGGCAUUUUCUUCUUCUGAGUCCGUCUGAUGCAGAGAAAUGUGAGCACCAAAUAAUAAGUCCGGUCUUGCCUGGGAGCAAGAAACAGUGCAUUCUGCAGGUUGCUCUCUAUGAGUCCGGUCCGACUUUGGGCAACCUGACGGUCUUGAUCAAACCUCUUCUGUCAGAUUUGAUCAUUCACUCCGAGGUUCUCAACCAGAGGAGACCAGACACCCACAGGAAUGAAUGGCAGGUUUAUGAAGCUGUGAUUGGUCAGAUGGAUGAACCGAUUCAAGUGACCCUCCUCUACACUGCCUGUGUGGGUGAAGGUGAAGUCACUGUGGCUUUGGACUCCCUGGAUUUCAUCGACUGUGGCUCAGGUGAUGAGGCCAUGGACCUGAAUCUCAUGUGUGGGAAAUCUUUCCACUGCGUAAACUCGGAUGUUUGCAUCGAUCAGAGCCAAGUGUGUAACUUCCACACCGAUUGUCCACUAGGAGAAGACGAGGGAUUGAUCUGUGAUGCUCUUCCCUUUGGCUCGUACUGCUCCUUUGAGUCAGAUUCAUGCGGUUGGUCCGGGUCCAGUCAGCACUCGGGAUGGAGGAGAGUCGCUGGAGAUGAGCUUCUGCAGAAACAAGACAUGCAGGGCGUCACUCUCCAGCGCACACCAGGACACUUCAUGUACCUGCAGGUUAGAGAGAGUAGUUCCUUUAAAGAAGCGUCCUUUCAGAGCUCCUUCUUCCCUCCGCCGAUCUCUACGUCUGCAUGCCAGAUGCGUUUCUCUUUCUACUUGUACGGAUCGUUUAACGGCUCGUUGCAAGUUGCCAUUGAGGAGAACGGGACCGGUUACACGCCUCUUAUCUGGGAGACACAAGGCCAGUCGAUGGACGACUGGGAAGCAUUUGCACUGGAAGUGACUGACCUCAAUCAUGGAUUCCACAUCCACGUCAAAGCCGCGUGGGGACCAAACUCCAACGCUGACUUCGCGUUUGAUGACAUCGCCAUCGGCGCGGCCUGCUUCAAAACAGAUCUCAACUCGCUGCAGCAAAUUGACUUUGAUUUCCUGAGUCCACUUCCUGAACCGUCGGUCACAGAAGUCUCUCUGAUGACAUGGUGGUUUAACUCAUGCGGUGCCAGCGGCCCCCACGGUCCGACCCAAGCCCAGUGCGACAGCACCUACAGGAACAAAAACGUCAGCGUCACUGUGGGGAAGGAGGGCCCCCUGAAAGGAGUCCAAAUGUGGAAGGUUCCUGCUACCAACCGAUACCAUAUCUCAGCUUACGGCGCUGCAGGCGGAAAAGGAGCCAAAAACCACAACAAACGCAACCAUGGGGUGUUUAUCUCCGCCAUAUUUCCCCUGGAAAAAGGCGAAAUACUUCACAUUUUGGUGGGACACCAGGGAGAGGACGCCUGCCCCGGGAGAAAUCCUCUUACACAGAAAAUAUGUCUGGGAGAGUCGUCUGUGAUCGAAGACAACCGCAGAUCUGAGACCGGCACGGAGCGCGCAGGUGGAGGCGGCGGCGGCGGAGGAGCCACCUUCAUCUUCAAGAUGGAGGGCGGUGAGCUGGUUCCUUUGCUGAUUGCAGCUGGUGGGGGAGGAAACGCCUACCUGGAGAACCCGGAGUCCAGUCUGGACCAGAUGCCUCCAGAGCAGUUUGAGAACAGCACCGCAGCCCGUGGCACCAACGGUCAGACUGGAGCAGCAGGCGGAGGAGGUGGUUGGAAGGACAUCCCCAGUCUCCAUCAGAGCGCCGGCAGAUCACUGGUGGAAGGAGCAGUGGGCGGGACUUCCUGUCCGCUGGCUCUGUCAAAGCUCAGCUGGUCAACGUAUGGCGGGUUUGGAGGAGGAGGUGGAGCCUGCACAGCAGGAGGCGGUGGCGGCGGAUACAGAGGAGGCGACGCUGCGCUGACAGAUGACAUCACCGCCGACGGCCAGAAUGGCGUUUCCUUCAUUCAUCCGAUGGGAGAGAUUUUCUUACAACCUCUGGCAGCCAUGGAGGGUCACGGUGAGUGUGAGAUCAAGGUGGAGCUGAACUGCAGCCAUUGUCAGACGCAGAGCUGCAAGCGGGAAGAAGACACUCAUCUCGUCCUCUGUCUCUGCGACGACGAUGAAUUCCUGGCCAGCGACAACGUAACGUGUGUCAGUGCUGCGGUUUCUCCAGCCCCGCCGAGCCCCGUCCCUCCAGGCCAGCUGUCCACGUCGCUGAUCCUGGCUGUCGUCGCCUCCAUCGUCGUCAGCGGCGUCGCUCUGGUCUGCGCCGGCGUCAUCUUGAUUUGGUACCGCAGGAAGAACGACCUGUAUGCGGUAAGGCGGCGUCUGCAGAGCCCAGAGUACAAGCUGAGCAAGAUCCGCUCCUCCACCAUCAUGACCGACUACAACCCCAACUACUGCUUCGCAGGCAAGGCCGCGUCGCUCAGCGACCUGAAGGAGGUUCCACGCAAGAACAUCACCCUGCUCAGGGCUCUGGGUCAUGGCGCUUUCGGUGAAGUGUACGAGGGGCAAAUUCUUGGAAUGAGCGCCGAUGGCAGCCCCAUGCAGGUGGCAAUAAAGACGCUUCCAGAAAUCUGCUCCGAGCAGGACGAAAUGGACUUCCUGAUGGAGGCUCUGAUUAUGAGUAAGUUCAGCCACCUGAACAUCGUGCGUUGCGUCGGCGUCAGUCUAAACAUCCUGCCUCGCUUCAUUCUGCUGGAACUGAUGACCGGCGGAGACAUGAAAAGCUUCCUGAGGCAGAACAGGCCGCGAGCGGGCCAGACCUUUUCUCUCACCAUGCGGGAUCUGCUGCAGAUGGCCAGAGACAUCGCCUGCGGCUGUCGAUACCUGGAGGAGAACCAGUUCAUCCACAGAGACAUUGCUGCCAGGAAUUGCCUGCUUACCUGCGCCGGGCCAGAUAGAGUGGCUAAGAUUGGAGACUUCGGCAUGGCCCGAGACAUUUACAGGGCGAGUUACUACAGGAAAGGUGGCCGAGCCAUGCUGCCAGUCAAAUGGAUGCCACCAGAGGCCUUCAUGGAGGGAAUCUUUACCUGCAAGACCGACACCUGGUCAUUCGGCGUACUGCUCUGGGAAAUCCUGUCUCUGGGCUACAUGCCUUACCCCUGUAAAACCAACCAGGAGGUUCUGGAGUUUGUCACCAGUGGCGGCAGAAUGGAUCCACCAAAGGGAUGUCCAGGCCCUGUCUACCGGCUCAUGACCCAGUGUUGGCAGCACUGUCCUGAUCACCGGCCCAAUUUCGCCACAAUCCUGGAGAGAAUUAACUACUGCACUCAGGACCCUGAUGUGAUAAAUACCCCUCUGCCUGUUGAAUAUGGCCCCAACACAGAGGACGAUGGCGGAACGGGGAUGCGUCCCACUGCCAUCAACUCCACCAGUCUCACUCCUUUACUGGUGUCCCGCCCUGUUUGCAAGGACUCACCCUCCCAGCUCGGUUUCUCCCCCAAGGGCUUCAGUCCUCCAGUCCCUCCACCGCAGCCCACCAAACCUCGCCUUCUGCUACAGAGAACCCAACCGGUCCACCAGGAAGUGACUUCCUGCUGUGAAGUGCUGGAGCCGUCCUGGGCAGAGACUGUUCCUGCUCCUGGUUUGUCUUCUGUAGCAAACUCUCUGCAUCCGGAACCUGCUCAUCAUCGGCCCUGCUCCAGAAACAGCUCCUCCUCGGGGAGCCAGAGGCUGAAAAACAAGACCAAGAACCUUUGGAAUCCAACAUACGGCUCCUGGGUCCUCGAAAGCUUCCGGACGAAGAAAACGCUGGCUCACACUCAGUCCAUGCCACUCUCUUGCAAUUCCACUGAGGAGAACAACAAAGCUGUUUGCGACGGAACCAGCAGCACCUACCUCAGUCCAGUUUGCCAGGUCCAAGCUGCCCCAACCGUGUCCAAGGCCUUGACAGGAGGCAGCUCUAAAGCCGGGGUGGACCUGGCUAAACUGCACAGCUUCCCCUGUGGGAACGUCAACUUUGCCUACGAUGAGCAGAGCUACGAGGCAGAGAGCCUGCCCCUGGUGAAGCCCAAAGCCUCAGAAGCCAUCACAUGCAGCAUCGGUCCGCCGAGCGUCUCACCAGGAACUGGCCUGGGUCUGGCGCUGGGAUUCAGCACCGCCUCAGCCUGUGUGCCCAAACUUCUGCUGAAACGCCACGCCAGCUACGGACACGAGGACGUCAGGAGGCACGCUAAAACAGAGAAGCUCAGCCGCGACCGGGACUCUGGCUUUUCUCUGUCUGAGGACCUGAGUGUCGCUCACAUCUAGAAAUCAGCAUGUGGCAACAGAGACUUUGAAUAUGAUGAAAUCCGUCAGCUGGACGACGAGCUCUGCAAAGAUCAAAUGACUCUAGCUCCUGAUAUGCUGGAAAACCCAAUGAAAUGCUAGCAUUCACACAAACACAUCUCUGAAUCGUAAAAGUGACCUAUUAUACUUCCUUGAACAGGUUAGGAUUAGUCUAUGGCCUACACAAAACUUGUUCAUUACAUUUUUUGCACCAAAUUAUUCUUAGAUUCUUGGAAUGAUUUGGAAAAGGCUGAAGACAGAUGCACAAUUACACAACCAUACAUGUUUGAAAAGCGGAAGUGGAGUCUCCUUCACAACCAAUAAGAAUCCAGCAAGUGGUUUCUGGAUGGUACGUCAACAACAAAACACUUGUCUUUUCCAGCAGCCAUUGUACAGCCCAUACUGUUGCUAGGUAACAGCGCAGUGCCUGUCGAUUAUGACUCGACAUUCGGGAGGUUUUUGAAACAACUCACUUCCCAGACACCAAAAAAUAACAACUUAUUUCCAAGAAAAUGGCUUUUUUAAGUGCUUAGAAGCAAACAGAAGUGUAAAAACAUGCAAAAAAUGAAAUUAGCGUUAUAGGUCGCCUUUCAUAGAGAGUCCGUUGUGUGCUUAGCGCCCCCUCCUGGGCUUCUGGUGCAGAGGUAGCCAAACACUGAUGCUGAGAUAUUUUCACUGCUACCUAGUUAUCUUUUUAUCCUGCUGUAGUUUUAUGAAUGCUUUGUCAGACGUGUGUUUAUAUUAAUACAUGUUUAACCUAAAGCGAAGGAGUGUUUAAAGAUUUGUUUUAGGAAAUACCGACAUCUAGUGGCCAAAAAGGAGAUUGAUGCAAUAUAGCCCCAACUUUGAUUGAUUGAUUUUAAUCUAAACAAAUAAAAAUACUCUCAAAAUAAAUUCACGGCAUCAUGAAAAAAGUUAAUAAUUAAAUUUUAUUUUACAUUCUUUAACAAAAUGCAACUUUGCUUUCUUUUUUCUAUUGCUUCAUUUUGCUUCCUUAAAUUACUUAAUGAGGAGAAAAUAAUUUCUUUUUUAUGUUUACUUUUAAGCAACAUAAACAAAUGUUAUUUCUUAUUUUUACAUUAUAUAAAUUACAAGCUCCCCUCUCGCCUCCUUUUCCUUACAUAAUGUGAACUUGAUGACUGCAGCCACAUCUUUUUACUCUUUCCUAAUGAUUUUUAUUUGUCAUUUUUUGAUCCAUUAAUGUUUCAUAUGGUGUUAUAAUCAGAAAGAAUAAAGUUUAUGAAAGCAACUCUACUUAGAUGAGCACCUAGGUUUAUAUUUCGGUGCUUUUCCUCCUGUUAAAACCUUUUUUCACCUCCAGUCAGAAGUUUACAUCCACUUGUUAUCAUCACGGAUGCCCAGAUAAUUCUGAGCUUUUAAUUUCUGACAUGAAACUGAUUUUUUUUUUUUUUUAAGUUUAUGUUUAAAAGCUUAGUACACCCUAAAAAUGGUCAAGCAUGGUAGUGGUCGUAUUAUUCUGUGGGACUGUGUCACUGCCGGUUUUACUGGUGCCUUGAAAGAAUGUCAAGUCAACUUAUAAUUACUCAAACAAUUUAAAAAUAGUUUUUAAAACUUCACAGCAGAAUUGAGGAAUGUUGGCUUUGACAGGAAAUAACAAAUUUAUUCAUCCAUUAAUAAAAUAUAUUUAAUGAGCUCCUUCUUCUGGGCUCACUGUUUACGUUUGUGAUUUACUAAUGAGUGACCGGACUUUGACUAGGAUUUUGCAGCUGUGAACAUUUCAAUUCCUGCUGUUAGAAAUGUGGAGGGUGUAAUACCUGCCAUCAUCCAGCAGGGGGCGGCAGGUGUUCAUCUGUGAACAAAACGUUAGUAUUUUUAUUUUUAUCUUUUUUGUACCAUAUUUUAACUGUAAACUACUGUAGUUUUUGUUGACUAUUUUAUUAUAAGAUAUUCAAAACUGUUUCAAAUUCUAUCUAAAGACAACAUUUUUAUUUUGUUUUAAAUAAGAUUUUAUUUCAUGGUCACCUAUUUUUCUAAGAUGCAUUUUCACACCAGCUCCGGAUGCCUCAUUGUAAUUUUUUAAGUAUUAUCAACAAAAACUCUCAAAACAAAGAAUACUACAACUGAGCAGAGAUUAAUUUACUUAUAAUAAAAAUAUUUUGAAUGUUUUUUUCCUAGUCUUGGCCAGUAGGCGUCUCUUGUUAGCUUAAUGCAGCUGUGAAAAUCUUUAUUUUUAUACUCAUGUCUGUACACUGGACUAAUCCUUUACAUUUCGUACGUGGUUUUAUUGUUGAUGUUGACUCUGUAGUGAAUCACUGCCAUUUACAUUUAGAAUUUUUUAUUUUAUUUGGCUAAUUAAUUAGUUUUAUCAUUUAUAGCUUCAACUGUUUCUCUCAUGUAUGUUAUAAUUUGUCAAAUUUUGAAGUUUGUUGGAUCUUUUGUAUAAAUUGUGCUCAGGCUUGCUAAUAUUGGUGUCUUAAUUUCCAGCUUCUGACUCAUAAAUAAAGUCUUUAAGAAUCUGUAAACGUGCCGGUAAAUCACUCUCUAUAAAAGUGCAAAUGUGAUUAAUUCUGCAGUUUUUAGAGCACAUUAUUUAAAAAAAUAAUAAUAUUGAAAAGUUACAGAGGCGCAAAUACAGUCAACACCAUUCAGUGACUUUCCCCAAACUCCUUGAAAACAUUAAUUUUACCAAGUAUUUUUGUUUAGUAUUUAGUGCAGAAAUAAGACAAAACUAUCAAGCAAUUUUUUCACCAAGAUUUAGGGGUUUGUAAAUAUUGAUGAAAAACUGCUAGACUAUUUCACUUUACAUUUUUUCCAUUUUAAAAGUUGAAUCUGCCAGUGGAAGUAUGACUUUUUAUCAAUAUUCAAUAAUUAUUUAGUUAAAGCAAGCUCCUAUAUUUUGAUAAAAGCUAUUUGUACUUGUAAGUACAAAUAGCUCGGACCCGACUAAGGAAAGGAGAUCGGGCUUUUUCUGUUGUUGCUCCUAAUUUAUGGAACAAUUUGCCUUUUCAGAUUAGAUCUGCUAGCAGCCUGGAUCAUUUUAAAUCGCUUCUCAAAACUCAUUUUUAUUCGUUGGCUUUUAACUGAAGCAAUUUUUUGAUAUUCUGUUUUAUCUACUUGUGUUACUGUUGUUCCUGUGCAGCACUUUGGUGCAGUUUUAUACCUGUUUUAAAGUGCUAUAUAAAUAAAUUUGACAUUGACAUUGA